Messenger RNA from Mycetomoellerius zeteki, 3167 nucleotides. Its product is annotated as membralin. Gene Ontology annotation, cellular component: endoplasmic reticulum. Bases 105 to 2213 code for a protein of 702 amino acids. The transcript has 12 exons. The record is from RefSeq and is a predicted model, not a curated record. Gene Ontology annotation, biological process: response to endoplasmic reticulum stress; positive regulation of ERAD pathway. Lineage: Eukaryota; Metazoa; Arthropoda; Insecta; Hymenoptera; Formicidae.
UUAAUUGGAAGUGACAAAUUACAUAUGUUUAAAUAUGGUGAUUUUUAUGUAAAUAAUUAUAUGAAUUCUCGUAUUUGUGGGCGCUACUUAUGUAAUAUUUAAAAAUGUCUCAAGGAGAGGGUGCUGCUAUUGCAGUGCCUAAUAAUCAAAACGGUGCGGUAGCACAUAAUCUUCACAGUCUUGCUGGUGUUAUAGGACCAGUUUUAAAUAAUAAUAACAUGAAUAUAGCUAGAAAUAACAAUAAUCAAAACCCACUGAUUAAUGUACGGGAUAGAUUAUUUCAUGCAUUAUUUAUCAAGGCGGCUCUAGCCUAUGCACGAACAUUUCCAAGGCCUGUCAGGAGAUUUAUAGAAUUUAUAGUCCUUUUAAAGGCUAUAUUGGCAUUUUUUGUAUUGGCUUAUAUUCAUAUAGUAUUUUCACGUGCACCAACUAAUUGUUUAGAACAUAUAAGAGAUGAAUGGCCACGAGAUGGUAUACUAAGAGUGGAAAUUCUUAGAAAUGGUGGUGAAGAUUAUAGUAUAGAGAAAAGUUAUGCCAAAGAAGAAAAAUUGAGACAAGAAAAAGUUGAUGAUUUAACUAAUGCUUUAGGAAUAUUAACUGGAGAUGGUUUUAUAAAUAUUGAACCAUCUGCUGUUGAUGAAGAACGAGAUAUUAUAAAUGUCUCUGCUGAAGAGAAUCAUGAGAAUUUGACACUACGUGAGCAGGAUGUGAUAACAAGUGCUACAAUUUCUGGAGAAACGCAGAAUCCUGACCUAAGCACGACAAAUAAAACAAUAAGCCCAUCAUUAUCAACAAAGCUUUGGAAUGGUUUAAAUAUAGCUAAAAAAAUAACAUCUGGAGAAAAGUCGUCUUUUGCAAAUGUGGAAGGUAACUCUACAGAAGUGCCUGAUCAUUUAAAUGAAGAUAAUGUUAUGCAGUUAAAGGAUCGUUCAUCGGAUAUUGAUAAAACUGCUAGAAUAGAAGAUGGAUAUAUUGUAGAAUAUUCAUUGGAAUAUGGUUUCUUACGAUUAUCACCAGCAGCUCGACAAAGACUAAACAUUCCAGUCAAAAUUGUCACUUUAGAUCCAUUAAACGACAAAUGUUUUGGUGAUGCAUUUUCGCGGUUAAUAUUAGAUGAAUUUUUGGGAUAUGACGAUUUGUUGAUGGCAAGUAUCAAAACACUAGCAGAACAUGAAGACAACAAAGGAUUUUUACGGAACGUGGUGACGGGAGAACAUUAUCGAUUUGUCAGCAUGUGGAUGGCACGAACAUCAUACCUAGCUGCAUUUUUCGUUAUGCUCGUAUUUACGGUGUCGAUCUCGAUGUUACUGCGCUACUCGCAUCAUCAGAUCUUUGUCUUUAUCGUUGACCUUAUACAAAUGCUGGAGUUUAACUUAACUGUGUCGUUGCCAGCUGCUUCCCUAUUGACAGUAGUCUUGGCAUUAGUAGGAAUGGAGGCACUUAUGUCUGAAUUUUUCAACGAUACAACCACUGCGUUUUAUAUAAUCUUGAUAGUGUGGCUUGCCGAUCAAUAUGAUGCUAUCUGCUGUCACACGGCUCUUACAAAAAGGCAUUGGUUAAGAUUUUUCUACUUGUAUCACUUCUCUUUCUACGCGUAUCAUUAUCGAUUCAACGGACAAUACAGCAGUUUGGCGCUAGUCACAUCUUGGCUCUUUAUACAGCACUCAAUGUUAUAUUUCUUUCAUCACUAUGAGCUACCAGUGAUUCUGCAACAGGCGCAGCUUCAACAAUUGCUAUUUCGUAAUCAUAUUCAGCCUCAACCUCAACCAGCGACGCCCAACACGGCUCCAACUACCCCGGGUCCAGGAUCGUCGCCGUCGUCGUCAUCGUCACCGUCAGCGGCACCUUCACCUUCGUCGAGUCCGAAUCCGUCGACACCUACGACGGAACAGACACAGCAAAAUUAUAUUACCGAGCUUUCUCAGCUCGAUUUAGAACCUAGCAAUAUAGAGGCACAACAUACGAAUGUGGAUACGAAUGCACAACAAACAUCCAUGGCAACGACGGCCGAUCGUCGAGAUGAUUCUGUUCGAGUGUCGGAGGACACAACAGUGUCCGCCACAUCGACUUCCGUUGCAAAGACGGAAGCGGUUCCCUCAGCGUCCAGAGCUACGAGUUCGCUCACCGAUACUUCCUCCUCCGAAGGCUUCGAGGUCAUUGAGUCUGCUGAGGUGGCGAAGGAAGCGUCUGUCGAAGACAAAAAAGAACAUUAGACUUUGACUAUGACAACUGCGUGGCAGUCAGAGCACAGAGUGUAUCAUUUUCGUAUGACUGCUUCCGUUGAAAAUUUCUUUUCACAGGAAAUCGGCGCAAUUAUUUUGUCACAGAACUUAACUAUAAAGCAGUAUGGUCUCUCUAUGUAUGAGAAUGCAUAAGUUAACACGUGUUCGACGUUUCGAUGUUUAAUUUCAAUAAAAUGAGAAUGAAGUUAUAAACCGAUUCUUUGAAAAUGUCAUAGGUAUCACGCUUCGAGAUCAGACCCUCUGCACUCUUCGUCUUUUGAAAAUGUUAGAGAAACACCUGUCGGCGAAACCGCUAAGAUUGCAAUUUCUAAGUGCAACAAUUAGGAUGCCUCUGAAUAUUCUUUCAUUUCUUUUUUCGUUCAUUCCACACAUGUACUAUGAUCUACCGGAAUAGAGAAAUGAGAUCGUAGGUAGCAAGUAUACUCACGAGUAAAUUUUUGUAUUGAACAAAGGGUUGUUAGAGAGGAUGAGACUAUUUCUUCGGUUUAUAUUAUGAUAAAUGUAUUAAUUAUACAUCAAUAAUGUUCGAUCAACCGACAUAACUAAAAUAAAUAAAUUCGUAGAUGAUUAUCACGCGAUCGAUUGCAGCGUUUUCUCUUUUUCUCAAUAAUAUUUUUUGAUGCUCGAUUACAUUUGCUCGAUUAGACUAUGGCUUAAGAGAUAAUGGAAUAAACAUGCAGUCGAAUUUUGACCAAGACGAAUAUUUUGAAAUUACUGAAUACUCGUGUAAUGAUGUAAAAAAAAAACUGUUUGGCUGCGUAAGAAUUUCCUUGAUAUAAAUUCAUGCGUGGCUCGUAAUCUCGCGCUCAAUAGCAAGUCAUUUUGAUGACAAUGCUGUAUAUGAGGACAUAGCGAGUUACUAAAUAGAAUCGAUAAUAUAUCUUUCAUAUACCUUUAUUUUUCUUUAUCCAUAGUAUAUUUUAU